Carassius carassius (crucian carp) is the source of this 1229-nucleotide messenger RNA. RefSeq names its product B-cell CLL/lymphoma 7 protein family member A-like. NCBI's taxonomy places the organism in Eukaryota, Metazoa, Chordata, Actinopteri, Cypriniformes, Cyprinidae. Bases 142 to 735 code for a protein of 197 amino acids. The transcript has 6 exons. The record is from RefSeq and is a predicted model, not a curated record.
AGUCGGGGCUAGCAGCACUCGCUCACUGUGGAUUUGGCGCAGGCGCACUGUAUGCGGUGUGUGUGCGCGCAUUGUGUGUGUGUGUGUGUGUUUGUGUAUGUGAACUGCCGGCGAGCCUAAAAACAUUACCGAGCAGAGGGAAUGUCUGGUAGGUCAGUGCGCGCCGAGACCCGGAGCAGAGCCAAAGAUGACAUCAAACGCGUUAUGGGCGCUAUUGAGAAAGUACGAAAAUGGGAGAAAAAAUGGGUGACGGUUGGAGACACUUCACUGCGUAUCUUCAAAUGGGUUCCAGUGACUGAACCAAAGUCAGACGAUAAAAAAAAAAAGAAGGGCAGAGAGGAGAAAUAUGGAUCAGAGGUGACGACUCCAGAGAACAGUUCCUCUCCGGGAAUGAUGGACAUGCACGAUGAGAACAGUAAUCAGAGCUCAAUAGCUGAUUCCUCUCCGGUGAAGAUGGAGAACAGCUGUAGCACGAGCCCGACACCAGAGGCCACUGCUGCUGCUCACGCUGAUGGAAACAAGUGCAAGGCAGAACACACGCCAUCCCCUGACAAAGGGAACUGUAACUCCACCUCCACCCCUUCAGAGACUUCAACAAGCAAAAAAGAUACUCCGUUAUCAGGGGAGAAGGAGUCCCCAUCAGACACCUCGACAAACACUCAGGAAAGUGAAGAUGGUUCACCACCCACAAAGAAAAGUAAAGUGGAAUCAUCUUCUCAGGACUUGGAUAACUAAAGCCGACUAGUUAUCUAGCCCACGUUUUAAUCACAUCACUGUCACAAACCAAUGAGGAAACCCCACCCACUUGACUUUCCCGAUCUUCAAAAGACAGCUUCACCUUCUUCUUCAUCUUCUCACCUGGAGCGAACGUUUGCAGACGUCACUGUGCCAGUGAACCGAGGUUGAUGACAAACACUGACCUGAUCCUGUGAGAAACCUGCAGCCUCGCUCCACCCAAUUCAUGCACGAUCUACAGCAUUAGUUUAACAGUAACGAGAGUGAGUGCACUGCAUAGAUUUGUCAAGAUAAAAGAUGGAUUUGCUGCUGUGAUCUUCUUUGUUUUACAUUUUUUGUAAUAUUUAUUUAAAUUACUCUACUAGUUGGUUUUUCUAACUACUUUGCAGAUUGCUGUAUGGUUAUAGUGCAGGUGUUUGGUUUGUUUCUAGAUUCUCUACUGGUUUGUGUGCCUUCUGGCUCCAUGAUUUAAGCUUUUUAUUUUAUUUUUUUUA